Nematostella vectensis (starlet sea anemone) is the source of this 4823-nucleotide messenger RNA. Its product is annotated as sterol regulatory element-binding protein cleavage-activating protein. The record is from RefSeq and is a predicted model, not a curated record. Gene Ontology annotation, biological process: SREBP signaling pathway. Gene Ontology annotation, molecular function: sterol binding; protein binding. NCBI's taxonomy places the organism in Eukaryota, Metazoa, Cnidaria, Anthozoa, Actiniaria, Edwardsiidae. Gene Ontology annotation, cellular component: endoplasmic reticulum membrane; Golgi membrane. The transcript is spliced from 23 exons. The coding region runs from base 442 to 4215 and encodes 1257 amino acids.
GAGCCCGCAAUACUUGUAUUUUGAUAAGUGUCAUGCGUGAGAUUGCCAAUGGCGUCGAGAGUCAAAUUUAAAGAUUCCACAAGACCUUCUUGUAUUGCCAGAUAUAGGCUUUAUUUCAUUACAAGUCAUAAAAUGGGAGUUCCAGGAACAACAAACAAAUACUCUUUUCUAUUUCCAUAACCGGAUUAUUGUUUUGGCGAAAGCAAAGCCGAACUUCACACAAAGAAUCGCCGGAACAGAAAGACACAUGCUAAUAAGGUUUUAAUGAUAUGAUCCGACUACGCGCCAUGGAUCGUACGAUAUGAGCGAUCGAUUUUACUACAAUGGUUUGCGGUUAGACUGAAUACCUUCGAGCUUGUUUGACGUUUGAUCUGGACGUUGCAAGUGCCUUUACGAUGUUUUGAGAGUCUCUCAGACUCCAUCAAGAGUGUUGUGUUUAUUAUGACAGACGGGGAGGAUAAAGUGGACGGUAUUAUUGCCAGGGUUUGGUACGAGCAUGGACUAUUUUGUACUACUCACCCUAAGUUGGUGAUCUUUCUAUCGACUGUUGUGGUUCUCACUUGUAGUGCCCCUCUGUUCAUAUGGCCUGGUAUUUAUGCAACAGAGGAGGGAAGAAGCAGCAGGAUGGUCCCUGGAAACGAGACAACAUUACCAUGGUUUGCAGGGAAGCCUUUGCUCUCAGUUCUUCAGUUUGUAAUAACAGUGAAACUAAAGCCAUGGAAUGCUGGACUACAAUCAAAUGAAGUCUUGCGAGUUGCUCUCAAACCAGCUUUCUUGGUGACAAACUCCCUAAUGGAUUACCAGAAAAAUGGAAUAGGUCUACCAGACAUGUGCCUCCAUGUGGCCUCGCAUGGCGCCAUCAGGCAGAGGUCAGGGCUUAGGCUGCGAGACAGUCAGUUCCUACCAGCAGAAGGGUGUUUGCUACUCUCACCAGCAAACCUUUGGAAUAAAAGCCUAGAAAGAUUUGAAGAGGAUGAUCAUCUUGUUGAUGAUCUGUACCAGGAACAUGGUCGUCCUGCUAUCAACAUUGCUUUGAAAGAGUUCAUAUUUGGUGUUCCUCUCAAGCACACUGGGCUGCACCCACAAGUGAAAUGGAGUGGACAUGAGCACAAUAUUAGAUAUGCUGUGACACUAAUGCUGAAUCCAGAUGAACCAAGUUUUGUUGAAGGGUUGAGAAAUCAUCUAUGGAAGCAGUUCCCAGGGAUGGUUCAUGAGGAUCAUGGUUCUCAAGUUGUUCACAUCUAUUACAAGGGAGAAGGUGGAAGUUUGGUGGAGCUUGGACCCAUAAGUGUUGCGUAUUUUGUUGUGUUUUUAUAUCUGGCUUUUUCCGUUGCUAAGAUUGACAUGGUGAAGUCAAAAUGGGGUCUUGCAUUCAGUGCAGUCAUCACUGUCAUUGCUUCACUUAUCAUGGCUGCUGGCCUUUGUACCAUGUUUGGUCUGGUGCCAACCUUAAAUAGCAGUGAGAUAUUUCCAUACCUUGUUAUCAUGAUUGGAGUGGAGAAUAUACUUGUUAUUACCAAGUCUGUGGUCUCUACACCAGUUGACCUUGAUGUAAAACACCGAGUUGCACAAGGAUUGAGUAAGGAGGGCAAAUACAUGUUGAAAAAUCUUCUGUGGGAGAUUCUUGUGCUUGGCUUGGGCUACCUAACAUAUGUGCAUGCUAUUCAGGAGUUUGCCUUGUUUGCUCUUGUGGGUCUGCUAACAGAUUUUUUCCUUCAAGUGUUCAUGUUUGCCACCAUCUUAUCUAUUGAUAUCCGUCGCAUGGAGUUGUCUGAUAUACAGGGUAUUCUACUGAGACAAAGAGGCAGACUGCACAGCUCCACAACAGAAGCAACAUCCAAUGUUCAACCAGUGCAUCUUCUCCCGCCCCUCCCCCCUGCAUCUGUGAAAUCGCCAGGAACUCCUCAUCCUAGUACUGCACUGCCUCUACGCAAAUCCAAAAGACUUGAGAUAGCAUAUUUCUGGGCAAGCACAAGGAUUGUGCAAAAGGCUUUGAUGGUGUUUGCAGUCAUGUACUUCCUUUACAUGGUUUUCUUUGUCCCGUCCACACUGAGUACGGCAGAUGAGCAGGGUCCAAACCCUGAUGAUGAAUCACUCAUUGAGAAAAUGAUCCGUGAGGCUUUCCAGGACUCUGCAACGAAGGACCACGCCAUACCAGACCCUGACAGGCCACUUUCUGGCACUCAGGGUCACAAGAGCAUGCAGCAAAACCUUGACCAGAUCCCACAAUCUGCUUCCUGGACCAGCCUGUCCAAUAAACACUGGCCUCAGCUAUUAAGCUACUAUGAUAUCAGUCUUGUUGGAAGGUACAUCAGCCUUCUGCCUGCUGUACAUAUUCAUGUCAAUAUUAACACCUUGGAGCUUGCAUCAUCGGGUAACACAAGGCAGGAUCCCCCUCUAACCACGCCUAUUCCCCCAGAGCUGGUGGAGGCAGGAUCAGGUGAUGAGGCUGAAGCACUGGACCCUGAAUACUACCUGAAUGCAUUGUACUGUGUUCUGCUUGGCAUGUUGGCCAUGAUCAUACUCUUCUUCAUUUGCAAGUAUCUGAAUGACCUGCAGAUCAGCCCACGCAUUGCAGGGCGGGGUAGAAGAACCACAGGGAGUCAUGACGAGUUGACAGAGGCAGUACCCAUGCGACUGAUUGGCCAUCCCCAGAAUGUCGAGCAUGUGAUAUGUACGCUGUCUGGCAUUGUCAGCAUAUGCCUGAGUGGAGAAAUCCGAGUUUGGGACCGCUCUUCUGGGGACUGCCUUCGAGUCGUCAAUAGAAUGGGGAGAAACCCCAUCAGACCCAGACGAAGGCGGCGCCCUAGCUCAAGGGGGGCAAAGAGACCUUUUGGCUGGGACGAACAUUUCACAACAGCCCGUUAUUUUGAAAGUCUGGUGACUCAAGACGCUGAUACACAGGAAAAUCCAGAGAUGCAACCAGACCCUAGUGAUCCUAUUGGGGACCCUGUGGGAAUUCCAGUAUCCGGUGCUCACAAAAGCACAGACAUCAAGCGGAACUACAGCGGCUCCUUUGGCUCCAGCACAAGUGCUGCCUCGGGUUUUGACUUUAGUCCAUAUUGUCAAGAUAGGGGUUCCCCAGGGAUUAGUCCUUGGCCUUGGUCUAGUGAUGAGGAAAGUUCUGUGUCAGAGGGCUCAUGUAAGGAGGAGGAGACAGAUGGUGUUGAUGAAAGCAAGAUACCACCACCCUGUGGACCGUCGUCUUCUGUUUGGUGCCUGGACUGCCGUGGUGAUAUUUUGGCUACCGGGUGCAGUGAUGGCUCAGUAGAGCUUUGGAGCCUGAGCUCCGGUCGUCAGAUCUGUGUUUACUGCGAAAAUAGGCAAGGUGUCACGAGCGUUACCUUCUUACCAAACAGUCCGCAGGUAGUGGUGGCUCGGUUGGACGGCACUCUGGAUUUUCUCACUCUUAUCUCACCCACCGCCUCAAGUGUGAUGUUCUCACUGGACGCGUCCCCCGUCAAACGCACGAGCUCGCCACGCAUGUCACGUAAGCCCUUGAGCCCCGAAUCCGGGACUAGUAGCGUCAGCGGUGAUCCUCUAAAUCCCACGCAUGCGUCGCCUACGAUGUGCAGCUUGACACAUAGAGUGCGGGCUCAUCACCAGCCUGUGAGUGUGUUGGUAGCCUCGGAGGGGCGUGUUGUCACCGGAAGUCAUGACAGAACGCUAAAGGUUUUCCGUACAGACCACUGCGUGCGCAUCUUUACGCUGCACGGUCACAGAGAUGGUAUCACCGAGCUUAAGGUGGAUUCGAAUAACCCAGAUAUUGUAAUCAGCGGUGCAUCGAAUGGUGGCGUGCGCGUGUGGGAUCUGAGCACAGGCGAGUGUUUACAGCACCUGCGUGGUCAUACAUGCGCAAUUACCACCGUGGCUAGCACGCAUGCGCACCUGAUCAGCGUCAGUAUUGAUAACUCAAUGUGCGUUUGGGAGCGGUCAACGGGCAAGUGUCUCCACUACAAUCUAAGACAGAUCCCGGAUUUGUGCUCAAAUGUAGCUAUGCUGACCGAUAACCUGUUCGUCACUGGAGGGCAGGGCGUCAUCGUCGUGUGGGAUCUCUUGGCAGGGAAGCCAGUCAAGUGCGUUUCUCUGGGUAACGGUGACAGUUCGGUUUUUGUUCGUAAUGUGUUGGUCUGUGACACGGCUACAGUGGUGUGCGAGUUCGGCAAAGACUUGCGUGUUGUCACCUUUCCAUUCGUCACGAACAAGGCUGAGUGACUUCCUGGAAAAACAUCAUUUCCCAGAACUUAUGUCAAGUUAUGCUGACGUCAUGGGGUCCAUGAGACUGAGCACAGCACACGCAGGGAUACCUGUGUUUCUCCGCAUAGUGAUCGGCAAUUCUUCCCAGACUUUUAUAGGAAAUUUUAGCAACUACCCAGUCUACCUCAAGACCUCACCAUUGUAUUGGCCACAAUUUUAGGAAUUGAAUUACAGAGAAAGUUUCGGAUAGUUGCUCUUAAGCCUUGGUGGUAACAAGAAGUAUACGCCCUUUUAAGAAUGACAUUGGAAUGAUGGAGUAAAUAAGGCAAACAGAUGUCUGGUCUUCCUGGAAAUGGUAAUGCUCGUUUAGUUGAUACGCUCUUCUACACCAAACUGUAUGCACGGAAAGACCAAACUGUGACCUUGGGCACCCUUUACGUUCCGCGGUGGGACUGGCUACAACUGAGACGGAGAGGCAUGGAGACGAAUAAAAUUAUCCCGAAGAUAGUUGAAUAAGAAUGUCUUGCCGUACUAGGGAAAAUCUGCUACAGGUUAUGAGAAAACCGAGAAAUUUUAUUUUAAGCAAAACGUGUAUUUACAAUAUUAAAUACAUGUCAUAUAGUUUG